UACAAAUGGCUACCUGAGAACCUCAAACCUAUGUUUUGAUAAUAAAUAUUUAUUCACCAUGGGAGGUCUUCUAGAUGAGAGAGUGGUUUUGGAGACCAUUUUCAACAACUAUGAUACAGAUGGAAAAGGGAGCCUGUCUCCAAUACAGAUGCAGAUACUGCAUGGAGAUCUCCGAAUGGGAGGAAUCAGUUUACCACAAGUUAUGGAGUCAAUGAAGUAUGUGUGUGUCCAUCGCAGUUUCUGCGAGUCCUCAGAGCUUUAUGCUCUACUACAGGAGAUGGACCGUCGCUACUUCCUGAUUCAGGACUUCAGAUGGGAAUUCUCCAUGAUAGAUGUACAUCACAAAGACACCAUUACACAGGACGAAGCUCGAUGGUUUGUUCAAACUGUCCAUGGCCGCCAUUUCUCCAGGAAGAAGUGGGAGGAGUUUGUUAAGGGCCGUCCGAUUCCUGGCAGUGCUGUUGCAUUUGCUGAGAUAGAAGUUAUGUUGUGCAGUAUUCCAAACCGCCUGGAUCUGCAGACAGAGAAAAUGGAGGAGGAACAGGAGAGAGAGGAUCGAUUAAGAAGAGAAAGGUUAGCAGAAGAAGAAGUGGCAAGGUUAAAGAAGAAGAGAGAUGAGGAACGGAGAAAGCAAGAAGAGGGACAAAGGAGAGAUGAAGAAUUGCGAAGAAAAAGACAACUUGAAGAUGAAGAAAGAGAAAUCAGCACAGAACUAAAUGAGGAGGAGGAGGAAGGAGAAGAAACCGAGGAAACCGAGGAAGAAAUUCGUCACCGAGAGAGACAGAGACAAGAGGAAGAAGAGAGAAGAAGGAGGGAGGAAGAGGAGGAAUUGGAACGAUUAAGGGAGUUGGAGAAAAAACAGAGAGAAGAGGAAGAGAGGAGGAAAAAAGAAGAAGAAGAGCUAUAUAAAGAUGUGGAAAAAUUCGCUAAGGAUGCUGAAGAGAAAGAGAAGAAGACAAAAGAGGAGCUGGAUAAACUGAAGAAGAAGGGAGGUUCUGAGGAGGAGCAGAGGAGGUUACGUAAACAGUUACAAGAUGAAAGGCACAGAAAACUACGGUACAAUUUGAAAGUGGCAAUCAAAAGUCGGGAUCGGUACCAGCUGGACUACAACAUCACAGAGUUCAAGAAGGAGAAGCUAGAAGAUACAGACAUGGACCUGAAGAAAGCAGAGAAAAUUCUGAAGGAACUCCUCGUCAGAGACGACUUACAUCGUGCUAUGACAAAACGAGAAUUAGAAGAAUUAGAGAAGGCAAUCAAUGCAGUGAAGAAGCAUGGAUUGGAAGUUCCACUGGCCAAGGAGCUAGGCGAGGCUAACAAGCUGUUUACACGACUGAAGCGGCUGGAGCGUAUCCGUCACGAGAUCCUGGAGCUGAAGCAAGCGACUGUAGCGGAGAUCAGAAGUUAUCAGAACCCUCCCCCCAUGGUUCACAAGAUCAUGACGGCAACCUUCUUAUUACUUGGCCACCAGGAAAAGGAAACCAAGAUUUGGAAAGCUGUCCAAGCUUUGGUGGGAAAAACAGGAAAGGAAAGCUUGAAGAGACGCUGUAUUGAAUGCAAGCCUGAAAACAUUCCACUGACCCCAGCAAAGAGGGCUAAGUCACUGUUAGAAGAAUUUGACCUUGAGGAGGUCAGGGACGUGUCAGCUGGCGCGGCCACUUUCUAUGUCUGGGCUUCGGCAAUGAUCGAGGAGUUAGAGGACCUAACCGCCCAAAAGGAAGCAGCAAAGAAAACAGCGUCUUAGUAAUAAUAUAUA
Molecule: messenger RNA, 1753 nt
Organism: Saccostrea cuccullata (small rock oyster)
Lineage: Eukaryota; Metazoa; Mollusca; Bivalvia; Ostreida; Ostreidae
Product: trichohyalin-like
Exons: 14
Coding region: 59-1741 (560 amino acids)
Source: RefSeq, a predicted model, not a curated record